GGACCAGGAGGAGGCGUGAUCUAUUUUGCAGGGGCUUCGCGAUCUCUGCUGGUUGCGAUCCCGUCCCGUUGGUGGUCUCCUCAUGGCUGGCGCGCUGAGGUUGCUUAGUCCAUUCCUCCGCUGGAGAUGCGCGGCUGCAACGAAGCCUCUUUACAACGGGCAGCCUCAGCGGGGUCAUCGCCUCACGCCUUCUGACGAUGAGAUGUACCAGAAGACGACUAUCCACCGCUUGGAAAAAGAAUCCCAUGAAAUCAUGUUUAUUGAAGCUUACAAUGGCUGGGGCUUCACCAUUAAUGGUGACAAAGUAGUAGGGCCUUGUGCCGUCUUGCCACGAGCCAUCCUCCAGUGGAACGUUGGCACUUACAAGGACAUCACAGCUGAGAGUCUUUCCCUAUUCCGCCUGCUGGAACCCAGGAUAGAAAUCGUAGUGGUGGGGACAGGAGAUAAGGUGGAGCGGCUGGAUCCUACUGUCUUGAAGUUAAUGCGGCAAUGCGGGAUUGCUGUAGAAGUCCAGGACACGCCCAAUGCCUGCGCAACCUUCAACUUCUUGACAAGUGAGCGGCGGGUGGCAGCUGCCGGCCUCAUCCCACCGCCUGGUUUCAGACAGCACAGUGAUGUAGCAAUUGGCUGAGACUCCGUGGGAAUGAACAUGGGGAGGAAGAGACCCUGGCAGGCCAGAGGAAAGGGACUCCUGGCCCUUCUGGUUUUCUGCUGCAUUUUUAACUGCCACAGCUAAGGGGCCCCUCAUUCUCGAGGCUGCCAGAAGAGAACUUUGCCAUAUAUUUCUCCAGCGCUGAGUGGUGUAACAUUAGCACUGGAGCAUGAAGUAUAUAGGCCAGAGUGAAGAUGCUGAAUAAACUUGAAGCCACAUAA
Messenger RNA from Sphaerodactylus townsendi, 873 nucleotides. It is a transcript of the gene NDUFAF3, whose product is annotated as NADH:ubiquinone oxidoreductase complex assembly factor 3. The coding region runs from base 83 to 631 and encodes 182 amino acids. NCBI's taxonomy places the organism in Eukaryota, Metazoa, Chordata, Lepidosauria, Squamata, Sphaerodactylidae. Gene Ontology annotation, biological process: mitochondrial respiratory chain complex I assembly. The record is from RefSeq and is a predicted model, not a curated record. The transcript is spliced from 5 exons. Gene Ontology annotation, cellular component: mitochondrial inner membrane.